UUGCCCAACCUUAUCCAUCUAUCACUUAAUCACUCCUCAGUAACGGACGCCGGCUGGCAAGCUGUUCAGACGGCUCUUGUGAACACUCCGUCUAGUGUGACAGCCUUAGAUAUAUCCGAAUACGAGCAGCGGGGGAUAAACCAUAACGAAAAUCGACGGUCGUUAACCUUGCAGUAUCUUUCUACUUCAGUCGCUCCUGGACUGUCUGAUUCCGGCCUCCUGGCGAUUGCCAACAUCUUUCCUAACCUCCGGCAUCUUGUGAUAGCACAAACUGGAGUUUUGGGUAUCCUUCCGGAGGAUCGCAACGCCCCCAGAUUACAGCUACUUCGUCAUUUGAAUAUUUCUGGUUGUCUUGAAUUGGUGAAAAUUCCCGCUUAUCUUCUUCCUGUCCUCGAGCCUACCGCAUCUUCUUCCCAUUCCCCAUCCGACCUUCGCUGUGAACAUUCAGGUCUCUUCUACAUUAAUAUUCAGUGCACUCCCAAGCUCGACCAAGUUGCCGCUCUCAAGCAGCUCGCCGACGGGCUAUUUGAUACUCGUAUGUGA
This is a messenger RNA of Protopolystoma xenopodis, 543 nucleotides long. NCBI's taxonomy places the organism in Eukaryota, Metazoa, Platyhelminthes, Monogenea, Polystomatidea, Polystomatidae. The record is from the annotation of a GenBank genome assembly.